This is a messenger RNA of Sinocyclocheilus anshuiensis, 5612 nucleotides long. It is a transcript of the gene irs2a, whose product is annotated as insulin receptor substrate 2a. Gene Ontology annotation, biological process: insulin receptor signaling pathway. Gene Ontology annotation, molecular function: insulin receptor binding; phosphatidylinositol 3-kinase binding. Bases 236 to 3358 code for a protein of 1040 amino acids. The transcript is spliced from 2 exons. Lineage: Eukaryota; Metazoa; Chordata; Actinopteri; Cypriniformes; Cyprinidae. The record is from RefSeq and is a predicted model, not a curated record. Gene Ontology annotation, cellular component: cytosol; plasma membrane.
AUGACUGUUUUUUUUUUCUCGCUGAUCCAAGAUGGGCUGUGUAUAACGUCACAUGUUGUUUGUUUUUUAAGCUCAGUAAUUUUGAGCGAGGAGUUGUUUUGCGGCGAACUACUAGACAUCGCAUUUUGAAAGAGAGCGGAAAUAUCCAAUUCUCGGAUAUUUAAGUUUUUCAUCUCUUUUUCUACGGAUGGAUAAAAAGUUAUUGAAACUGAAUAAAUAAAUUUUAAACGCAAGAAUGGCAAGUCCGCCUCUUAAAGAGGGACCCGCGUUAUCAAAUGACAACAACAUUCAUUCAAACAACAUCAGAAAAUGCGGAUACCUCAAGAAGCAAAAGCACGGACAUCGGCGCUAUUUUGUUUUGAAGGAUCAGAGUGACGGACUCUCUGCGCGGCUGGAGUACUAUGAGAAUGAAAAGAAAUGGAAAAACAAGUCCGCUGCAAAAAGAGUCAUAUUCAUCGACUCCUGUCUGAGCAUAAACAAGCGCGCUGACGCGAAACACAGAUAUUUAAUAGCACUAUAUACCAAGCACGAGUAUUUUGCUGUUGCUGCGGAGAAUGAGCAAGAGCAGGAGAGCUGGCACGCAUACUUAACCGAUUCAUUAAGUAAGGGAAAAGUGUGUGACAGUUCCGUUUCUAGUUCGGCAUCAUCUCUGGUGGGCUUCGAGGAGGGAAAUUACGGUAUGAUUACACCAGUGAAUGCCGCGUAUAAAGAGGUAUGGCAAGUAAAUCUUAAAGCAAAGGGACUUGGGCAGAGCAGAAAUAUCACUGGAGUUUACAGACUGUGCUUAUCAAGUCGGACAAUUAGCUUUGUGAAACUUAACUCGGAGGUGGCAUCUGUGACACUGCAGUUGAUGAAUAUACGCAGAUGUGGGCACUCUGAUAGCUUUUUCUUCAUUGAGGUGGGAAGAUCUGCUUCUACUGGACCCGGAGAGCUGUGGAUGCAAGCAGACGAUUCUGUUGUGUCACAAAAUAUACAUGAGACCAUUUUAGAAGCUAUGAAAGCGAUGAAAGAGCUGUCAGAGUUCAGACCACGCAGCAAAAGCCAGUCAUCAGGAUCAAAUCCCAUCUCUGUACCCACUCGGCGGAACCUAAACAAUCUACCCCCUAGUCAGACGGGGUUGGUGAGGAGGUCAAGGACGGACAGUACAGCAGCAACAUCUCCUGUCCCCAAAUUUUCCUCUUGCCGAAUACGCACAGCAAGUGAAGGGGAGGGUACCAUGACCAGGCCUGUCUCCAUGUCAAUAUCUGAGAAUGGGAGCCCGAUAACUGUUGGCCGGAACCACAUGAGCAGAUCUAACACAGUCUCUGUGGGCUGCCGGACAUCAGAACCAUCACUGCUUCAUCACAGCAGGUCCAUGUCCAUGACAAUGUCCCACUCGCCACCAUCUGCUGUAAGCCCACUAAGUUUGUCCUCAAUCAGUAUGAAUGGAUCCAUCUCAUCUGUAGUACACAGACCCUCCAGCUGCAAUGAUUCUGUUUCUGGGUCACCCAACGAUACUGGCUUCCUCUCAUGUGAUGAUUACAGUUCUAGCCCAGGGGAUGUGAGGUACAACCUAGCAAACAGGAGUGACACUCCUUCUUCUCUCUCCAGUACACCACCCUCACGAGAAGCCAGUGAGCUCCAUGGUUACAUGGUGAUGGACAGGCCAACCCAAAACAAGAUGUGGCCAAGUAGCAGAGAAAUGCUGGAUGUGGAGACAUACCGGAAGAGGACGUAUUCUCUGACAACCCCGCGGCAACAGGUAGCACACUCCCAGGUAUCCUCAGCGUCACUUGAUGAAUACAUGCUGAUGAGGGCUGCGAACAGCCACUCUGGACGGAGCACAAAUUCUGCCUCUCCUAAGGUCUCAUACCCAGAAGAUUAUGGGGACAUUGAGGUUGGCUCUAACAGUAAUGUGGGUGAUGAUGGCUACAUGCCUAUGACACCAGGCAUGGCACCUCAGGGUGCCAAAAAUGAUCACUACAUGCACAUGAGUCCUAUGAGUAUUUCAGCACCCAAGCAGAUCAUUAACCCGAGGUUACAUCCCCAGCCCACAGGCAGUGGCUGCACUACUAACUCGCCCAGCAGUGGAUCUCUAGAAGACAGCGGGUACAUGAAGAUGUGGUCUGGAUCCAAGUUUUCUCUUGAGAGCUCUGACGGGAGAGCGGUGAGUGGAGAAUACAUGAAUAUGUCGCCUGUUGACUCAUGCAUCUCGCCCACACCACCAGAUUAUUUGCUGGGUCAGUGUGAACCAACACAACGGCCCUCCCCAUCUCUAAGUAUUCGCUUCAACAAGCAACAGGCACCUAAACGGGAAGAGGAUGACCAGUAUGUUUUGAUGAGUCCCCAGAGCCAAAAUCCAACAGAAGAGGCAAACAGGGUUUCUGCCCUGCCCCCUCUCCGUCACCCCGAUGGCAUAGCACACAGAGCAAGAGUCAACAGGCCCAAUAGGUUAUCUCUAGACACUCUGAGGAUGCUUCCCAGCAUGACAGAACAUCCUCUCCCUUGUGAGCCUAAAAGCCCUGGUGAGUACAUCAACAUAGACUUUGCUGCUGCUACACAGUACUCUUCUCCCUCUAUGGUUUCUGUGGAAAGCCAAGGCUCAUUGUCCAACCUCAGACAGGGAUCCCCCCUCUCAGACUACAUGAAUCUCAACCAGAAUUCACACUCUCCUAAACUGAGGGAAGCACUCAGCAGUCCCCCGGAUGGAAUGCCAGAGCUGGCUGAAUGCCCAUGCCCACCUGAUGAGAGGGCUUUUUUCCUCAAUGAACAGAGGAAAUCACCAUGCCCAUCUGGCACAGGUAACGAUAACUACACUGAGACGAGUUUCAACAGUGGUCAGAUCUCACCUCCAUUCCUGACUGAGAAUGAUGAGAGUGCUUCAGUCAGCCCCACUAGCAGGGUUCAAAGGCUUAAUUUAAGCGACCAGGGGGUUUCAACUGGAAUUGGUGCUUUCUUGUUGGCUGCCUCCUCUGUAGACCCAAAUGGAGGAGCGAAGGUGAUCCGAGCAGACCCUCAGGGCCGGAGACGGCAUAGCUCUGAGACCUUUUCAUCCACCACCACAGUUGCACCUGUCUUUCCUUCCUUUGCACACAAUGUUAAGCACCACAGCUCUGCCUCAGUCGAGAACAUCUCUGUCCGAAGCAGUGAAGGUUCUGAUGAGGAGUAUGGGUCUCCCAUGUGCCGAGAGACUUCAGCUGGUUAUCGGAAUGGACUUAACUACAUUGCCUUAAACCUCAUGGAGAAACAAGAGAUGAGCAAUUGUGAGCUUGUGGGCUUCAAGACUGGUGGUUGCUGCAAAGCAGGAAUAAAUGGAUUACAUGCAACUUCAUAUGUGUGUCUGGGAUUCAAAGAGUCUGCUACCACUGUACAAGAUUGAGCAGGAAGCAGAAGUUACUCCUCCUGGUACUGAGGCAAAGUGGAAGCUCAACCAGCAACUGGUCUGGACUAUGCUGCUGUAAAUGAACUGUGACCUUUACAUCUCAUCCUAAAGCUGAACGUCAGUGAUUAUUCCAGUGAGGCCACUUUAACAUGCUACUCCUGUUUUUACCAUCUGCACCAUUUUUCAGGAACUGCAAAGCUGCUGCUGCUCUGUUGGUAACAAGAGUCAUGAAACCUACAUGCCACUUGUAUGUUUGAACAUUUAUUAUUGUUGUUGAUGUGAACACUUUGUUUUGGGGUUGUUCAAAUUCAGAACAACGAUUGGAAUAUAGUUUACCCUGAAAUCUGUAAUCUUUAUUUACCUGACCUAAACAACUGUAAGGUACUUUUUGCCCUGUCAUACGAAUAGCUAUAUUUGUGGCAUUUUAGUAACUUUAAAUGAUAUUGACUAAAAGAUUUCAACAAGUCCUCUUUCGGGAAAAGACUUGUAUUGAUGUACUCAAUUCAGAAGAGAUAAAUAAUUCUGAAUAAUUUUUUCUUCAAAAUUAAAUGUUCUCAUAUGACCAAUCCAAAGCCUUACUCUAUCUAUCUGCAAAAUUGUGACUACGUAUUUGGACCUAAGCAAUCAGAAAGUUAUCAAAAAUAUAAGAUACUUAUUGUAUUCAUUCUAUUUUUCUAAAUAUUUAGUUUAUUCAAUAAUUACAUAGUAAGUUGCUAUAUAAGAGUCCACUUUUGAUAUGCAGAGUUUCCUACCACUUAAUCAGAGGUGGUUAUUGCACAUAAUAUUUAAUAACUACACAAAUAGAUAUUAUAUUUCUGACCAAAUACGGUCAGUCAUUCACUCAAGUCAUAUUUAACAGUUACCAGUUAUAUCAUAGUUACCAGUGAAUUAAGUUAAAAACACAUGUAUUAGACAUCAGGGAUGCACAGAAAUGUUGGCUACAGAAAAUCUGGCCCAAAAAUGUCUGCCCCGUGUUUGUUUAGAAUAGAGUUAGUUUGAAGUAAAUAUUACAUUGAUCAAUGUUGACACUGUGGAGCUGCAUUAUAUAUUAUAUUUAAAUAUUGAAACCAUUUUGGAAACCAAUAUCUUAUUGUAAAGUCACACCAAUCAAAGAAAGUUAAAGUAAUCAUUUAAAAAGUAUUAUUAACGGAAUUGAUUAGAUUCAUUUAAAAAAUGAGCACUUUUGGUUUUCAGAUUAGUGGAUCCAGAAUUUGGCAAGAAUUUCUGUUCAUUUCAGUGCAUCAUUACUCGACAACAGUUUAAUGCUUGUCUGUCUUAAUCUGCUCACAUUGGCUCUGUGUUGAUAUGUGGCAGUGAUGUCUCAUUCAACUCGAUUGUAACACAUGACGCAUCAGAAUGUCGAGCACAACACCCACUUACAUGAGCGAACUGAUUAGUGGGGCAGAAAGAAAAUGAUCACAACAUGAGUAAUUUUUAGCCACUGUCUGCUUUUCCCUGUUUUAUUUUGUUGUGAACUAAAUAAAAGCUGUGAUGUGCUUAGCAUUUUCAUAACAUUUAAAAAUACUCUUCAUCCAACGCAAUAUAUUAGUGUCUUAUAUUAAAAUAUUAAGCAAACUGCUAAGAAGAAAAUAAACAAGAAAUGCAAGAUACUAAGCAUUGCAUUGGUGAAACAUGUUUUAUUCAUAUCUUAAUAAAUCUAAAAACACACGUAUAGCACUGAUAUAGAUGUGUUGAUAGUAUUUUAUGUUUAAAGCCCUGAAAAGGAGUGACACUAAAUUACUAGAGUGAUUUCUUGAGGUGAUGGUACAUAUUCUACUUGAUUCUUGGGAAGGUCUCGCUUCUUAGGUAGCUUUCAUUCACACUUUCUAUAUGCAAUAAUUACAAAUCAGAUUAGUUUACAAAGUGGAACCAAAUGGAUAAAUAUUAUGUUAAUAUAUUUGUUAAAAGAUUUUACAGAGAUAUUGAAUUUAUGCUGUUUAUACAUUUCUUUCUGCCAACUUUUAAAGCUUAUUUUAUUUUGCUUUUUGAAACUAAAAUAUAUAUAUAUAUUCAACAGUGUUCUUGAAGAUCUCGAGUAUAAGUAUAAAAAUAUCUAUUGUUUGUAUGUAUCAAAGGGUAAUAUAUUUUCAAUAUUUGCCAGGUUUAAUUGAACAAGCUGUCUUCCAUUGUACAAAUGUCACAUACUGUUCAUUGUUAUGCUGUUGAGAGAUCAUUUAAUAUAUCCUUGAUGAAUAUUGCUUUUGUUUGUGUUGCAAAAGAUAGUCACAUGCAAUAAAUGAAUAAAAUCAUU